Penicillium odoratum is the source of this 531-nucleotide messenger RNA. RefSeq lists its product as uncharacterized. NCBI's taxonomy places the organism in Eukaryota, Fungi, Ascomycota, Eurotiomycetes, Eurotiales, Aspergillaceae. The record is from RefSeq and is a predicted model, not a curated record. The transcript has 3 exons. Gene Ontology annotation, molecular function: catalytic activity. Bases 1 to 531 code for a protein of 176 amino acids.
AUGUAUAAACUUUUUCUGACUUUGUUGGCCCUAACCGGUCUUUCCACUGCGCGUCCCGACGUGUUUCUCAUCCGACAUGGUGAAAAGCCAAAAAAUGGAAACGGCCUUAAUAAAGAUGGCCUGGAUCGAGCAGAGUGUAUUCGACAUAUCUUUGGGGAACACACAGACUACAACAUUGGAUACAUACUUGCGCAAAAGCCUAAAAAGAACGGGAGACGAAACCGACCAUACGAAACUGUCAAGCCACUUGCUCGAGACUUGGGAAUGAAGGUCGACAUAUCUUGCAAUCGCGAUGAUGCAAAAUGUGUGAAGAAGGCUAUCGCAAAAUACAAUGGGGAUGGAAAUAUUUUAGUAUGCUGGGAGCACCAUCGAAUGACCGAUCUGGUAGAAGAGCUUGGAUACAAGGAUGUGCCACAAUAUCCCGAUAAUCGCUUCGACUUGAUUUGGACUGAUCCAUACCCAUACACGAAAAUCACGGAGAUAACGAGUGAAAAAUGCAUCGGUCUGGAUUGGUUUCCGGAGGAGCUAUGA